AUGAGGUUGGAUGGCAAGGCCUUUAUAGGCGUAUACCUGAUAGCUAGUGCCUCGGCUGCUGCUCAAAUUACGAAGAAUCUCUCAAAAAGUGCGCAGGACCUCUUCCAAUGGUCUAUGCAUGUCAAUGACAUACGCUGGGACAAUUCAUACAAGUACAUCUGGUACUCUGAUCAUGGCCCUUGGUCAACUCGAUUCACGGCCUGGUAUGCUGCCGGUCUGUUAUACCGAAAUCAGGGAGAUGAUUUGUCGAAUGCUAAAGCAGCAAUCGAAAACAUUCUCUCUUGCCAGAUGACCGAAAACUACGAGUCGGCCUGGUAUGGUACCUUCAAAGUUUCGCCCGAUGAACCGUACCCUACUCCUGAUUCCGAUCUGUAUCCCCCAGAAAUUUACACUUCCUACGACCCGAAUUGGAGGGAAUUUAUAGGGACCCAACUGGUGCAGAUUGUCGAAGAAUUCUCGGAGUUAAUUGGGUCAACCAUUGUAACUCAGAUUGAAGAUAGCCUGGAGCUUGCAGCUGUUGGCUCAAUGCGCCGCAAUGGCUCAUACCCAGAAGGAGACAAUUUGACACCGGGUUACUCGAAUCCAGCCCUUAUGCGCGCAUGGUAUAUUGCAUGGCUAGGCCACCGCCGUGACAAUGAUACCCUUAUCAGCUAUGCAGAUGAACAGGCAGAAACCAUAUUGAAGCUCUUCAAGUCAACUGGGUCAGAUGUGCUAUCCGAAUACAACGCACCUACCUACUAUGGAAUGGAUACAUGGGCACUCGCUGGUGCUAUUAAAUAUGGCCCACCAAGCUCCGCGAUAACCAAAAACUCCAAAGUCAUUUUGAAGGAACUUUGGUCAGAUAUUGCGGCCCAUUACAAUCCUUACCUUUCCGUUAUGGCAGGGCCCUAUGACAGAGCCUACACACGCGACAUGCUCACAAACUCAGCUGUGAUAGACUAUUUUUGGUGGGGGCUAUUUGGUUACGGCACAGGGCCUCAGCCUAAUAAGCUCGAAUCGGACCUUUUGUUCGACGUCUCACAAGGAGCAGCGUUGGCUUUGAUUAUGGACGUGGUUGCGGAACACAUCUCAGAAGAGGACAAUAAAUGGCUCAAAGCCAAAGGGUAUUGGAAUGGGGAACGCAUGAUCACCAAAAAGAUACCUGAUGCCCUGGGCGACGAUGCCGAAAUUCGAAUCGCCACUACAUGGAUGAGUGCAUCUCUCAUGAUAGGAGCCCAGCAGGUCAAUGAGACUGUCAAUCGUGGCGAUCAAUAUGUACCAGCUAUUGUCCAAUGGGCCGGUGAUAGGGACCACAAACCCCAUCCAUACAUGUCGUUUUUCUCGCUUUAUCCGACCGCGUCAACAAUCAACGCCGUGGCGGGACCCAACAGUCUUGAAGUCUCAUAUCCCAACAUCACACAAGACGGUACCGAUAUCUUUACCUUUGUGUUAGCGCAGCUCCCACCAAGCUGGACCUUGACAAAGAAGAAGGUCGUUCGUGGUCUCGAAGACCUGCCUUGUCUCGAUGUCAAUGUCACCGCCGAAGGCCUGGAAAAGCUACCGGUUAUCUACGGUGCAACAGUUCAAGAUAAUCGUGUGUAUAAUGUGUCCUUUGCCGUUCCAUCUGGAUUUGCUGGCACUCCCAAGGUAUCUUUCAAAUUUAAUUACACUUGUUAG
Messenger RNA from Penicillium manginii, 1656 nucleotides. RefSeq lists its product as uncharacterized. The record is from RefSeq and is a predicted model, not a curated record. The transcript is spliced from 6 exons. NCBI's taxonomy places the organism in Eukaryota, Fungi, Ascomycota, Eurotiomycetes, Eurotiales, Aspergillaceae. Bases 1 to 1656 code for a protein of 551 amino acids.